AUGGCGGCGGCUCUAGAGACACAGUCCUCACCGGAAGACUUCAACCAACCAUCACCGCUCCGUAAAAUCAUCUCCGUCGCUUCACUCGCCGCCGGUAUACAGUUCGGGUGGGCCCUACAGCUCUCUCUCCUCACACCUUACGUCCAGCUUCUCGGAAUCAAGCACAAAUGGUCGUCUUUAAUCUGGCUCUGUGGUCCCAUCUCCGGUAUCAUUGUUCAGCCAAUCGUCGGUUACCACAGUGACAGAUGCACCUCAAGAUACGGUCGCCGCCGUCCUUUCAUCGCCGCCGGAGCCGCCUUGGUCGCAGUCGCCGUCGUCAUAAUCGGAUACGCCGCCGAUAUGGGCCACAAGAUGGGAGACGAUCUCCUUCAAAAGCCAAAAGUCCGAGCAAUCGUGAUCUUUGCGACAGGAUUCUGGAUCUUCGACGUGGCCAACAACACCCUCCAAGGACCUUCCCGCGCUUUCCUAGCCGAUCUAGCCGCCGGAGACGCCAAAAAAACGCGAGUCGCAAACGCGUGUUUCUCGUUUUUCAUGGCUGUUGGAAACAUUCUGGGAUACGCGGCUGGAUCUUACAACAACCUCCACACAUGGUUUCCUUUCACGAAGUCACUCGCUUGCGACGUGUAUUGCGCGAAUCUCAAAUCCUGUUUCUUUAUAUGUAUCACUCUCCUCCUUAUCGUCACCAUCACGUCUCUCUCUUACGUCAAAGACAAGCAAUGGUCUCCGCCGCCGGUAAACGCUGGCGACGAGAAGAAGGCCUCCUCGAGAGUUCCUUUCUUCGGAGAGAUCUUGGGAGCUUUCAAAGUCAUGGAACGUCCGAUGUGGAUGCUUCUAAUCGUCACGGCCAUAAACUGGAUCGCGUGGUUCCCGUUUCUUUUGUUCGAUACUGAUUGGAUGGGUCGUGAAGUGUACGGUGGAGAUUCAGAUGGAAGUGAUGUAAUGAAGCAGAAACUUUACAGCAAAGGAGUGAACCAAGGAGCGUUUGGUCUUAUGCUUAAUGCGAUUGUUCUUGGUUUCAUGUCACUUGUUGUUGAAUGGCUUGGGAGGAAAGUGGGAGGAGCUAAAAGGCUUUGGGGAGUUGUGAAUUUCAUGCUCGCCGUGGGUUUGGCCAUGACGGUUCUCGUUUCGAAAUUGGCUGAGGAUCACCGGAAAACAGCCGGUGAGUUUGCCGGACCGUCGUCUGGUAUUAGAGCUGGAGCUUUAAGUCUCUUUGCUGUCCUUGGUGUCCCAUUAGCUAUCACUUUUAGUACUCCCUUUGCACUAGCGUCCAUAUUUUCAAGCAGCUCCGGCGCAGGACAAGGUCUUUCUUUAGGAGUUUUAAAUUUGGCAAUUGUGAUACCACAAAUGAUUGUAGCACUCGGAGCUGGAUCUUUUGACGCUCUCUUUGGCGGUGGAAACUUACCAGUUUUUGUGCUUGGAGCAAUUGCGGCGGUGAUCAGUGGAAUAUUAGCGUUAACUGUUUUACCUUCACCGUCACCAGAUGCACCAAAGCCGACAACCAUGGGAGGAUUCCAUUAG
Molecule: messenger RNA, 1518 nt
Organism: Microthlaspi erraticum
Lineage: Eukaryota; Viridiplantae; Streptophyta; Magnoliopsida; Brassicales; Brassicaceae
Source: the annotation of a GenBank genome assembly